Molecule: messenger RNA, 1710 nt
Organism: Striga hermonthica
Lineage: Eukaryota; Viridiplantae; Streptophyta; Magnoliopsida; Lamiales; Orobanchaceae
Source: the annotation of a GenBank genome assembly
AUGGCCAAGCUCCACAAAUCACAGCCCUCGCUUUUUGUCGACCCCGUCUAUUCAUCAGCAAUUACACUCCUCAUCAUAGUUAUGGCGUGCGCGGAGCUCUGCGACGCUGUCACGGUGGUCGACGUGUACCGCCUUGUCCAGUACGAUCUCGCCGGCAUGCCUUUCGGGUCGCGGUUCGCUGCUCUUAACCACCACGCCGGCUCCUCGUUGUACUCGUCAUCCGCCGGCGCGGCAGCUGAUCUUUCCCGCACCGUGCUUAUCCUACCUGUCCGCGAAUUGAAUCUCACUUCCAUUAGAGAUUAUAUUGAACAGAGGAAGCCAUUAGGUGGUCUCUUACUUCUACUUCCCCAAGUUUCUAAUCCACGACAUUUGGACGAGGUUGGUGGGUCUGAUCAGGACUCUGCACACGUUAUUAAGGAUAUGAUAAUUAAAGUGGAGCGGUUGCUUGUACAUCAAAAUAUCCCUUAUCCUGUUUACUUUGGUUUUGAAGAUGAGCAUGUUAAUGCUAUGCUUCAUGAUGUCAAGAAGAAUGAUGCUGCUGGUCAGCCGACAACUGCGACAACUGGCGGAUACAAGCUUGUAGUUGCUGCACCAGAGCCCAGGAAAGUUGCUUCUCCUUCCAUUAUAAAUAUUCAGGGAUGGCUUCCAGGAUUGAAAACUGAUGGAGAUUCUAAUCAACUACCUACUAUAGCUAUUGUGGCAUCGUAUGAUACAUUUGGAGCUGCACCAGCAUUGUCUGUAGGAAGUGAUAGCAGUGGUAGCGGUGUUGCAGCACUUCUGGAAAUAGCUAGAUUAUUUUCCAUUUUGUAUUCAAACCCUAAGACAAGAGGAAGAUAUAAUUUACUCUUUGCCCUGGCAUCAGGAGGACCUUAUAACUACAAUGGAACUCACAAGUGGCUUCGUAGCAUGGAUCAGCGUUUGCGUGAGACCAUUGAUUAUGCUAUAUGCUUGAACAGCAUCGGCUCUUCUAGCAAUGAGUUAUGGCUUCAUGUGUCCAAGCCUCCAGAAAACGCCUACAUAAAACAAAUAUAUGAGGGUUUCUCUAGCGUGUCGGAAGAAUUGGGGCUAAAAGUUGGACUGAAGCACAAGAAGAUCAACAUCUCUAAUACUCGAGUGGCAUGGGAGCACGAGCAAUUUUCAAGGCUGAGAGUCACGGCGGCAACUCUCUCUAAACUCUCUGUUGCGCCCGAUUUCCUGGAGAGCACUGGCAGCUUAUCAGAUAACAGAAAUUUCAUCAAUGAAGUUUCGAUAAUUCGAAGUGUCAAAAUAGUUGCUGAAAGUCUUGCAAGACAAAUCUAUGGUCAGCAGGGAAAAAAUGUUGAUAUUUUUGCAGAUCAUAGUAGUUUAUCCAUAAAUCCUUCUCAUAUACGUUCAUGGGUAGAGUUUUUGUCAACAACACCUCGAGUGGCUCCAUUUCUAUCAAAAGAUGAUCCUCUUAUUGUGGCAUUUAAAAAGGAAUUAUCGGAUCACACUAUUGAAGUGAUUGUACAGCAGGAACCAUUAGAUGGGGUGUUCACUUUUUAUGAUUCAAUUAGCGGCAAGCUACAUAUCUAUCAGGUUGCAAGCGUGACUUUCGACUUGGUUUUGCUGCUUGUUGUGGGAUCAUACUUGAUUCUACUUUUCAGCUUUUUGGUUAUCAUCACCAGGGGUCUUGAUGAUCUUAUUAGUCUUUUCCGGCGACCCACUUCCCGCAAAGUCAAAGCAGCCUGA